Chelmon rostratus (copperband butterflyfish) is the source of this 3487-nucleotide messenger RNA. RefSeq names its product ras-related protein Rab-8B. Bases 174 to 794 code for a protein of 206 amino acids. The transcript is spliced from 8 exons. Gene Ontology annotation, biological process: cellular response to insulin stimulus; protein secretion; regulation of exocytosis. Gene Ontology annotation, cellular component: synaptic vesicle; plasma membrane; endosome. Gene Ontology annotation, molecular function: GTP binding; GTPase activity. The record is from RefSeq and is a predicted model, not a curated record. Lineage: Eukaryota; Metazoa; Chordata; Actinopteri; Chaetodontiformes; Chaetodontidae.
CUGGUAGCUUGAAGCUGGAGCGUUUCCUGCUCCCGCGCGGUAGUGUUUUAGUAGAAACCAGUACGGAACCAGUGUUUCCAGUAAAGCCAGCAGAGUGUCGGAGGGUCGCGGAGAGUUUGCGGAGGCCGGAGGUUCCGUUAAUUCACCGGGAGCACCGGGACAGACGGCGGAAAAUGGCGAAGACGUACGACUAUCUGUUCAAACUGCUGCUGAUCGGUGACAGCGGCGUCGGUAAAACCUGCCUGCUGUUCCGGUUCAGCGAGGACGCCUUCAACACCACCUUCAUCUCCACCAUCGGAAUCGACUUUAAAAUCAGGACGAUCGACCUCGACGGCAAGAAAAUCAAACUUCAGAUUUGGGACACCGCGGGCCAGGAGAGGUUCAGGACCAUCACAACAGCCUAUUACAGAGGAGCCAUGGGCAUCAUGCUGGUGUAUGACAUCACCAACGAGAAGUCCUUCGAUAACAUCAGGAACUGGAUACGCAACAUCGAGGAGCACGCGUCUUCAGACGUGGAGAGAAUGAUUCUGGGAAACAAAUGUGACAUGAACGACAAGAGACAAGUGUCCAAAGAGAGAGGAGAGAAGCUCGCGAUCGAUUACGGGAUCAAGUUCUUAGAAACCAGCGCCAAGUCCAGCAUCAACGUGGAGGAGGCCUUUUUCACUCUCGGCAGAGACAUCAUGACCAGACUGAACAGGAAAAUGAAUGACAACAACCCGUCAGGUGGAGGUGGGCCGGUUAAAAUCACCGAGUCUCGCUCUAAAAAGAGCUUCUUCAGGUGCGUGCUGCUUUAGGCGGAGCCUGCUCCUCCUCCUCCUCCUCCUCCUCCUCCUCGCCUGGCUGCUGCAGGAGGGCCGCAGAACAAACGUGCGGAAGCAGGGAGAAGAAAACAUCUUCGUACUGAAUCUGUUCAGGAAAGUUUCUCCGCUUCUCACUCAGCUCAAAUCUUCCUCCUUACUUCCUGCACGCCCUCCCCCUCCUCCUCCUCCUCCUCCUGUUGUGGACUCUCGCUGCCGCCAGGUCAGCAGCAGAAGCAGCGAGGUGAAAAUGUUUUCUAAAGAAAGACAAUGUAAGUGAUGAAGACGAUGAGGAGCAGAGGACAGUUUGUGUUGUUUUUCCUUUGACCAAAGCUGAUGUGGAGUUACGGUGGCGUCUCGCUCUGCGGGAUGAAGGUCGUCCGUCACGUGUCUUUCAUCUCCGUCCUGUAAAUGUUGUCGUGACGAUAAAUGUGGGAAAUAUUUCCUGUUUGUUUGUCGACAGUCAUCAGUUCCACUGCCGAUGCUUUGAAAUCGAAUUUAUUUGAGACAAUGAAAAGAAUCAAAAACAGGAUUUAUUACAGGAAAUGAAGAACAAACGAUCCAGUUUAAAGUCGCAGACCCGUAAACGACUCACGAAUCAGCAGAACGUCAUGUUAAAUGUAAAAAACGAAUUCUGUUGGUGCCUCCUGUAAAAAACAUAAGUGUGUGUGUGUGUGUGUGUGUAAUGUAGACAUUCACUGUCAUGUUUUUAAUAUCAGCCGUAGAAUCCCGAAGCUUCUUCUGCUCAUCAGUCGCUGAUAUCAACACCUGAUCAAUAUCCGAUCAACAUCUGAUUAACGCUUGAUGUUAGCACUCACAGACUCUCCAUUAAUUAGCUUUAUUAGCAUGUAUGUUAGCAGCUUAUUGGCUGUUCAUUGAUCAUUAUUUAUUCUGCAUGAUCAUAUUCUGCAACCCUCAGUAAUCUAAUUACUGCUUGUUGAUUGAAGUAAUGAAGCUUCUUCAUAACUUAACCUUGAAGAAACGGAGCCCAGAAAAGCCUCUAACACGUGUUUCAUAAUGACGAAUGAAGAGCCAAUCAGCUGCGAGUCAGCAGCUCGUUAAUGUCCAGUCUGUGUGUGUUAAUGAGCUGUGACCAGCAGGAAUCAUUGAAGUUUCACGUUUCAUAUGAAGACCAGCUGAUUAUCUUCACAGGGAUGAUGAUGAUGAUGAUGAUGAUCAUGAGAAUGUUGAUGAUGAAGAUGAAGAUGUUGAUGAUUGUAAUGAUGAUGACCGUGACAUUGAUGAUGGUGGUGACCGAUCAAUAUGAGCUCGUUGAAGCAUCAAAGCUGUUUGUUGAUUUAUAGCCCCUGCUGAUGAGAGUCACUGUGAGACGUUCACUGUCUCCUGGUUUCCGGAGUUUCUGUUUGUUUCUCAUCAACUUCUUGACGCUUUUUUCAUGUUUUAGUUUUUUUUUGAGAAAACCCUUUUAAACGUGUUGGAUCUGUAUGAAUGUGAAACGUUUCAGUCAUGUCUUCAAAGUUCUCUUCACGUGCUUCAUGUUGAUUCAGCGUUCAGUCCGUCCAGACCAGAAUUAUUCAAUCGUCAUGACGACGGUCUCGUUACCUCGUUAAAGUUGUUAACGAAUUACAUUUCAGUUAAAAUGAUACAUUUAUGAACUCAAAGCCAAAUGAAGAAAUCAGAAAAUCCUUUUUCUAUUUUUAAAAUGAUUUCAUAGAUAAAUUGAACAUUUGGGACAAUUAGAAGAUAAAAUUAUUGAACUGAAUAUUGAUGAAUAUUGACUUUUACGGACUUUGAGUUUCUGGAUGUAUCAUGUAAAUGAAAGUUGGCUGAUAAUGAAACGCUGCAGCCCCUCGUCAAUAAACACAUUGAUUUAUCUGCUGCGGACAGCUGGAGACUUGUGAUGAAGACUCUGGAAACCUCUUCAUCACUUUGUUCUAACUCGUUGCACAUGAAGACAACUGAGCUAUUGUUUACAGACUCACUCCAGCAGUAUUAUUAUUAUUAUUAUUAUCAGACAUUAAUCUCAGCUGCACUUUAUGUUCUUUGUGCUUCUUCUGAUAAAAAGGUGCUUUAACAAACUGAAUCAAUCAGAACGUCACCUGAUCAAUACUGAAGUGACUCUUAAAAGAUGAUCAUUGAUCUGCUCGUCUUAAUUUCCGCUCCCUGUAUUAACAAUCCACUGCUCAUUUCGUUUAUAAUCACAUAUUUGAGUCAGUAGCUGUUUCACACCUUCAGUGUCGACAGUUCCUCUUUUUAACUUUCACUUUGUUCAGAAUGUUGAAAAUCAACACAUGACGUCACUUCCUGUCUGGAAGUGAAAGUGAAGGAAAGCAGUGUUUUUAUCAGAAUUAACUUUUCUACCGAGCAUGACCACAGUAAUCAGCUGAUCAAUAAUGGAUAAUCAUUCAUGUCUGAGGAAUCUGUCAAAUCUUCAGCUUUGUUUUCUUGUCGAAGUUAAAGUUUGUUGUUUUUUGACUGGAGUCUGGUGUGUAAACUCUUUUUAAACUUGUUUUCUAUGUUUUCAGCACUUUGUAACUUGGCUAAAACGGCGCUAUGCAAAAACACAUGAUGAUUAUUAUUCUGAGCAGGUUUUGUUCCUGAACUCUUUGAUCUGAUCAUACAGUCUGUCGGAUGUAUUGAUCAGCAGAACAGACGAGGGUCAGAGCUGCGUGAACAUGUUAAAAGGAACAUUUUUGAAAAAAUAUUAAAUUUUUACUUAAAUCUCCAAA